AUGUCGCCUGAUACGAUUCCACCUCUAUUGGAUAUGAGUACCGAUUCCACUAAGUUGGACAUUACUCAGAUGGCUUGGGAGGGUGAAGAAGAACUUUUCAAUGAUGUUGAAGAUGAUCAGGCGCCAUUAACAGAAGAAUCGAAUAUAGAUUCAAGACCAAGUAAGAAACCCAGGAAAUCAAAAAGAUCAACAAUGUCCACUCCAAUCCGAGAAACAGAACAACCAUCUCCCAUAUCCACAUCCGCAACUAGUCGUAGAAUCAUAUCAACAUCUAUGCAUAAUAUGACGUCAAGGUCAACAUUUAAACAUGUAGAUAAAGAUCUCAUCAAUCCCUCCAAACCACGGAUCAAGACAUCGAAUGUGUUUUGCAAAAAACAACCGCCCAUUCCCAGAUCUAUUCGAGAGGGCGAAAAAGAAAAAGAAAACAAAAACCAAUUUUCAGAUUUGGAAUUAGGUUUAAGACCACUUACCUGUCCUUUUCCAGAUGACAGAGUAGUUGUAGCAUUAGGUAUACUAUCCAACAUAUCUUCUUUGAACAUACCGCCAAACUCUACACCAAUUCCCGGGUCAGAUGGGGACGUCGUACCUAUUUCUUUCAAUUACACGAGGUCUGAUUUGAUCAAAUACAGAAUCAGAAAUGAUCAAUCACUUGAACCGGAUUCGAAAUUGACUUCGGCAGUCACCCACGAUAGCUCUUACGAUGUUAAUCGCUCAGAGUCCGUAAGUAUAGCACAAGGAUCUUGGAUCAAAUGGGAAGAAUCAGGUUGCUUGAUAAAAGGUUCGAGUGCUUUAUUGCCAUAUAGUCAUGAUAUCAACGGUAGUGUAUACAAACCUGAUAUGACACACGUUCAAGCUAUCAGAUCAGUCAUAGCUGCCUCUCCGAGAGGAAUGUUGACUCUGUCUCAGAUCUAUCAAGCCUUUGAAGAAAGAUGGCCAUGGCAUGAGACCGCAGGUACUACUUGGAAAAACUCAAUAAGACAUAAUUUGUCACUGAAUGGUUGUUUCGUAAAUAUCGAUAAAUCAAUCUCUGACGCUCAUCGUGGGGGUGGUAAAGGUGGAUAUUGGACAGUGACGAACGCAGCAUCAGGUAAAACAGCAAGAAAGUCUAAGAAAUCACUCGAUAUCAAUAUGCCCAUCAUGUCAAAGUCGAUCUCUGAAGAAAUGGAACUUUAUCCAAACUCAAAUCUGAAUCCAAAUCAUAAUGUAUAUUCAACCUCCCCCUCUCAUUUACAUCAGAUCAACGACGUUUACCUUCCCCAAUCUCUGACAUCGUUAUCAGCGAGAAUUCGGAAUCAAGAUCGUAUUCAUCAGAAGAAUCCAAAUUCAAAUUUCGAAUUGAAUGAUCAUGAAAGAAUAGCAAAACCAAAAUCAGCCAUUUCAUUUACAUAUAAAGUACCUUUCAAACCAGUUGGCUGGAUCCCAAAAGAGAUUAUUCAAUCUUCGAGAGAAAUUGGUAUAUCACGUCCUAUAUCUGAUACACCUUUAGAUAACCCGUCGUUCCCUACUUCGCCCGAUGUCAGUUCCACUGUUGCUUGUACAUCCACCCCGAGCAUACCUCCACAAGCUCAUGCAACAAACUCCUCGAUACCUCCUUCCCUUUUCCAAUCUCCACCGGUGUAUUCUUCUUCUUCCUCCUCCAUGAUCAAUAAACAAAUACACCAAGUGUUUACUACCAGAGCGGGUAUCCCUUCGUUGCCAACGGUAGAACCUAAAUCAAAUACACGCAAUGCGGGCAUAGGUACAGUCACAGGUGAUGGAGGACACAACACAAUAGUCAGUUUACCAAGUUUGAUAAAAGCUAUCUAUCGUCCUUUAGCCGAGGAACACGAUCAAUUGGGUGGAAUACAAUUACCUCCUGUCAAUUGGAAUCAAUGA
Kwoniella shivajii is the source of this 1875-nucleotide messenger RNA. RefSeq lists its product as uncharacterized. The transcript is spliced from 5 exons. Gene Ontology annotation, biological process: regulation of transcription by RNA polymerase II. The record is from RefSeq and is a predicted model, not a curated record. The coding region runs from base 1 to 1875 and encodes 624 amino acids. Lineage: Eukaryota; Fungi; Basidiomycota; Tremellomycetes; Tremellales; Cryptococcaceae. Gene Ontology annotation, molecular function: RNA polymerase II cis-regulatory region sequence-specific DNA binding; DNA-binding transcription factor activity, RNA polymerase II-specific.